UAAAUUUGAAACUGUACUGUAUCUACUAUAGUUAUUCUUUAUGAUGUUUAAUAAAUAGAAGCGAGAACUAAAAAAUUAUUGAUUUAAUAAUGGAGGAAAGUAAUUCAACGAAACAAGUAGACGAAGAAAAUUCAAAGGAAAUUAAUUGGAAAGAUUUGGGAAUUGUAGAUGCUUUGUGUAAAGCAUGCGAAGAUUUAAAGUGGAAAACUCCUACAAAAAUUCAGUACGAAGCUAUUCCACUAGCACUACAGGGCAAAGAUAUAAUAGGAUUGGCAGAAACUGGUUCUGGUAAAACUGCUGCGUUUGCUAUCCCCAUAUUACAGGCGUUAUUAGAAAAUCCUCAAAGAUAUUUUGCCUUAAUUUUAACACCUACCAGAGAACUAGCAUUUCAAAUAUCGGAACAAUUUGAAGCUUUAGGGUCAAGUAUCGGUGUAAAAUGUGCUGUAAUAGUAGGUGGCAUGGACAUGAUGUCUCAAUCAUUGUUAUUAGCAAAAAAACCGCAUGUCUUAAUAGCCACUCCAGGAAGAUUGGUCGAUCACUUGGAGAACACUAAGGGUUUCAAUUUACGUUCAUUAAAAUUUUUGGUGAUGGACGAAGCAGAUCGCAUUUUGAACUUAGAUUUCGAAGUCGAGGUAGAUAAAAUUUUGAGAGUAAUUCCUCGAGAAAGGAGAACGUUGCUAUUCUCGGCAACAAUGACCAAAAAGGUCCAGAAACUACAACGAGCGUCUCUGCAGAAUCCAGUUAAAGUGGAAGUAUCUACAAAGUACCAGACUGUUGAGAAAUUGCAACAAUACUAUAUAUUCAUUCCAGUUAAAUUCAAGGACGUAUAUCUAGUUCAUAUUUUAAACGAGCUAGCGGGCAACAGUUUCAUGAUCUUUUGCGCGACUUGUAACAAUACGGUCAGAACAGCUCUUCUUAUACGAAACUUGGGAUUUACUGCUGUUCCAUUACACGGACAAAUGUCGCAAAACAAAAGAAUAGCCGCUCUUACUAAAUUCAAGGCAAAAAAUCGAUCUAUUCUCAUUUCUACAGACGUUGCCAGCAGGGGUCUUGAUAUCCCUCACGUAGAUAUUGUAAUAAAUUUCGAUAUACCUACGCAUAGCAAAGAUUACAUACACAGAGUUGGUCGUACUGCACGUGCUGGCCGUUCUGGUCGAUCCAUUACGUUCGUGACACAGUACGACGUGGAGCUGUAUCAAAGAAUCGAACAAUUGAUAUCUAAACAGCUACCGUUGUACCCCACGGUAGAGGAGGAAGUAAUGGUCCUACAAGAAAGAGUAGCCGAAGCGCAACGUAUUGUAAAAAUGGAAAUGAAGGACAUCGAAGAUAGUAAAAAAUCAGGGAAACGGAAGAGACGUCAAGACGAUAACGAGGACGACGACACGGAACAGUCGUACGGUGUCAGAAAAAGAAUAAAGGGGAAAAGUAAUGGAAAGGGGAGAAAGGGUUGAAGGCUUAGUUUUGCUUUGUCAGACACGUUUGUUAAUUCUUAAUAAAUAACAUAAACACGAGAUGAUAUUUUUAUUAUCAUUGUCGUUUUGUUUUAUUUAUAAAUCAGACCGUCGUUCCCCUCAUACGU
Messenger RNA from Colletes gigas, 1579 nucleotides. RefSeq names its product probable ATP-dependent RNA helicase DDX47 (gene pths). Lineage: Eukaryota; Metazoa; Arthropoda; Insecta; Hymenoptera; Colletidae. Bases 90 to 1451 code for a protein of 453 amino acids. The transcript has 8 exons. Gene Ontology annotation, molecular function: nucleic acid binding; RNA helicase activity; ATP binding. The record is from RefSeq and is a predicted model, not a curated record.